AGUCACGGCGUCGUCAGGCAUAUGUCGGCAUAAAUAGCGAAACGUGCUCAUUACGGGUCAGAAGUGAUUUUACCGCGACAAACACGGGUUACGCUUGACGUUUAAAAUUAUCCAAAGUUUUCUGGUGUGUGGAAAGCAAUACUUUUUACUGCGGCAAUUCUUUUAUCUUAAAAUCAUAAAACAGAAGAACGCGUUUUAGUUGGAAAAGGGAACAAUGACGAUUGUUUCUUUUUUGUAUCUAUGACAAUAGAAGCAGUUACGCUAUUUACUUCAUACACGAAACCUAGAGGUAUUACUUCAACCCGAGUAAUUUAAACAGUUUUUGGUACAAUCGAUUCGGUGUUAAACAAUUGAAUUCGUGACUUCAGUGUAAUGGAACAUGUCGAAGAAGCACAAGUGGCAAGAACAUUUGUUCGGUAAAAAUCUAAUCAAAUGUGAGAGUGCCGACGUUGACGCGGUGAAAACAACGGGAGGGAAGAACCUCGUCCCCUGCAUCGAUUCGCUCAAGAGGGUUGAAGUGAUUGGUGUUUAUUUUUCGUUCGCUAAUAUCAAUUUGAAAUGUGACGAACUGAAACAAAAGCUGAAAGAGCUCUACAAAAAGAUUAAUAGUGAAACGAAGAGGUUCGAAGUCGUACAGGUGGUCCUUUGGGCUAAUACCGAUGUUUACGNGGAGAAAAUUAAAAUUAAAAAAGAUGUUGAUUAUUGGCCAACUAGUAAAAGUUGA
Agrilus planipennis (emerald ash borer) is the source of this 724-nucleotide messenger RNA. RefSeq lists its product as uncharacterized. NCBI's taxonomy places the organism in Eukaryota, Metazoa, Arthropoda, Insecta, Coleoptera, Buprestidae. The transcript is spliced from 2 exons. Bases 380 to 724 code for a protein of 114 amino acids. The record is from RefSeq and is a predicted model, not a curated record.